UGCUCCCUCCCCUUUCAGUUUCAACUCUUUUUUUCUUUCUCUCUCCAAUAAUUUUUUGUUUUUCCAACUUAAAGGUGACUUCUAAACGGUGAAACAUAACCCACAAAUAAAUACAUAACAACCUUUAAGAUGCGCCUCUCUUUCUCUGUCUUCAAACGCUUGUUGUUCAAAGCUUCAACUUUCAACUCUUCCUUGUCAUCAACUCAUGCUUUUUAGAGGCUGUUUUGGAUUGGUUCUGUCUCCAAUAUGGAUUUUGGGGUUCUGGGUCUGGAGGGUAUUGUGGGCCCUGGUAGUGGAGCUCCAUCUCAAGCUCAACCUCCUCCACCACCAUUCCUCUCAGCCGAGGCCAAGCCUAAGCUUGUUGGAUCUGGGUUUACCAAACAAGAAAGAUCUUCUGACUCAGCUGAAGAUCUCAGGAAAAGUUCAAAGUUACCAAGAACUGAUGAUUUGUCAACCCCGAAGACAAUGCCAUUGCACCAAGGCAGUUCUUUGUUGAGAUCUAAUUCUUUGGUCUCAGCUACCACUCGCCAACAAGAGCAUAUGGUAAGCUUCUCUUCACUCAAAUCUGAAGUUCCUUUUAUCAGCAAAGAUGGUGUCUUUUUGGAGAGAAGUACACAAAACAGUGGCUUUUCUUACUAUCAGUAUACACCCUCGACGUACACUAGAAAUAUGGGUUUUGGGACAGGAAGCAUGAAUGCAAGCAUGCAUGGUCCUCUUACUGCGAUUGGAGGACCUUUUACUCCAUCUCAGUGGAUUGAGCUAGAACACCAGGCAUUGAUCUGCAAGUACAUCACAGCUAAUGUGCCUGUACCUUCCAAUUUGCUCAUCCCUCUUAAGAAGUCCCUCUACACAUAUGGCUUGAUCAGCUCAUCUGUUGGAUCGUUGCCUCACAAAUCAUUGGGAUGGGGCCCUUUCCAUCUGGGGUACUCUGGCAGCACUGACCCUGAGCCAGGGAGGUGUCGUCGAACGGAUGGAAAGAAAUGGAGAUGCUCCCGGGAUGCUGUUGCCGACCAAAAGUAUUGUGAAAGGCACAUAAACAGGGUUCGCCAUCGUUCAAGAAAGCCUGUGGAAGGCCAGACUGGCCAUGCCGUCUCUGGAACCACUAAUUCAAAGGUGGUGCCGAUGUCUGCUUCGAUGUCAGCAUCGGUGAUAACCAGUGGUGGUGCGUCAAACUGUCUCGCAAUUGCACAGCACCAGUUUAAGAACUUGCAAUCUGGUGUUGCCAAUCCUUCUGCAAACACCCUUGUCAACAGAAUACAAGAUACACGGGGGCUGUCCUUGAUGUCUUUCGCCAGCAACCUGAAAUCCAACAACUCCACAUUUACGAUUACGAAACAAGGUGUUCCAAUUGCAGAAUCCUCUCAAUCAGAUUUUGGACAUGUUGCCUCUGAUUCUUUUGUUAAUCCGUCACAUAGAGGCUCUUACAUGAAUUCUAAAGAGUAUGGUCUGUUCCUAGACUUCACUGAUCAAGAAACCCAAGACCAAAAUCCACUUCACCAAUUCAUUGAUGACUGGCCCAAGGAUCAAUCUAGUCGUUCUGUAAUUACUUGGCCAGAGGAGAUAAAAUCAGACUGGACCCAACUCUCUAUGUCUAUUCCUAUGGCAUCUUCAGAGUUCUCAUCAUCCUCAUCCUCACCAGCACAAGACAAGCGUGUUCUUUCACCUCUUAGGUUAUCUCGAGAGUUUGAUCCAAUCCAAAUGGGUUUGGCAAUGAACAGUGAGAUUAGUGACCAGAACAAAAAUCAAGCUCACUGGAUACCCAUAUCUUGGGGAAGUUCAAUGGGGGGUCCUUUAGGAGAGGUCCUAACUUACACCACAAGCAAUGUGGGCAGCUGGAAGAACCCAUCAGCUCUUAGCCUCUUAUCUGAAGGGUGGGAUGGCAGCCAACAUAUGGAAUCUUCUCCAACUGGUGUCUUGCAGAAGGCACCUUGGGCUUCACUUUCAAAUAGCAGCUCAGGAAGCGGUCCUAUAGCUGAGAAUAAGAAACCCCAUGAUGGUGCCAGCCUUUGCAAUAAUGUGCUCAGCUCCACUCUUGUAAGUUCUGCCUUGAUUCCUUCUGUAAUCAGAAGCUAAUAAUUUAAGCGAGAAAAGAAGAGAGUGUGGAAGAAAAAUGAGCCUGGAGCAGGUUUAUUAGGAGAAGCUUGAAGAACUUCUGUUUAAUUAAUUUCCUUUCAUCUUUGAUCAAUUUUAACUUAUUGUUCUUUAAUUUUAAAAUGUAGGAACUUUGCUAUAUCAAAUUUAAUAGAUAUUUGACAUUUUGGCUUAUGUGUAUUUGUGGGUGUAUGAGUGUAUAUAUAGGUUGUGAGUUGAAGUGAUUUAUGAUCUGAUUAAUUGUCUCAUAUUCUGAUUGCCACUGAAAUGUUGUUCCGAAGUGCAGCCAAUCUUUUUUCAAUUAUAGGUAGUGAAUUUUACAUUUUUGCAGACCUGAACAAGGAUAAUAAUGUGGGCUAGAUUGAGGUUUGCAUCUAGCCUGGACCCCAUUAGCAGGAAAAAUGGGGUAAAGGCUGGUCAAUGAUAGUGCUGAAACUUUCAUCAAUAAUGCAUCAUAAUAUAUGGAUAACUUCCAAAAAACAUAUAUCGACUCUGUUGGGCUACUAAGUGACAGACCUCUUCCCAUCCUUUCCAGUUGGUAGACAGCUAACAUAAUUGAGAUCACUAUAGAAGAUCAGU
Molecule: messenger RNA, 2670 nt
Organism: Durio zibethinus
Lineage: Eukaryota; Viridiplantae; Streptophyta; Magnoliopsida; Malvales; Malvaceae
Source: RefSeq, a predicted model, not a curated record